Eimeria tenella is the source of this 2595-nucleotide messenger RNA. RefSeq lists its product as uncharacterized. The record is from RefSeq and is a predicted model, not a curated record. Gene Ontology annotation, biological process: spindle assembly; microtubule nucleation; meiotic cell cycle. NCBI's taxonomy places the organism in Eukaryota, Apicomplexa, Conoidasida, Eucoccidiorida, Eimeriidae. The transcript is spliced from 18 exons. Gene Ontology annotation, molecular function: gamma-tubulin binding; microtubule minus-end binding. Gene Ontology annotation, cellular component: centrosome; spindle pole; gamma-tubulin small complex. The coding region runs from base 1 to 2595 and encodes 864 amino acids.
AUGCAGAAGGGGAAGGCUGCACAGGAAACAGCUAAAGAGGGAAAAGGGCCGAAGAGACAAACAGAUUCGCAUUGUUUGAAGAUGCGGGUACAAGGGUCUUUGCUGCCUAGCAGCAGCAGCAGCAGCAGCAGUGGGCAUGUACGCCCCCCACUGGCGCGGCUAGCUUCUCUGCUGUGCAGCACUGGGGCCCUUAGCACCGAUACAGCGGCAGCAGCAGUUCUGAGUUCGCAACAGCAGCAGCAGCUGCAGCAUGAGCUGCAGCAGUUGCUGCUGCGGCACCUAGCUGCAGCACAGGAGCAGGGUCGCGCUGUUGCUGCACCUCUUGAUGCUGCUGGUGAAAUGGUGGAGAGGACUGAAGUCCUUUCGGAGUUGCACGAGAGACUUAGGGGCACUGCUGCUGCUGCGCCUCCCUCGCUAUUCUCCCGGCUCUCCACUUUGCUGCUUUCAAAAGAGCAGCAGCCGCUGCAGCGGCCCCACGCCAUCCUCAGAGUGCUGCUGCUGCUCUCUAGGGCUCCAGAGCUGCAGCAGCAAAGUGUGGGUCAAAAGAUGCCAGCAGCAGCAGCAGAAGCAGCGACAACCGGCAGGGGACGCCAGACACCGCGUGCAGCCUCGACACCGCGUGGCGGGUUCGUAAGCAGCAGCAGCAAUGCCGCAGCAGCAGCGACAGCAGCAGCACACCCAGGAGCAGCAGCAGCAGCAGGAGACGGGGAUGCCACCUCUGCAGACUCUGCGCAGCACUUGGCAAUGUCCCUCAGCCACAGCGGACCGCCAGCAGCAAGGAGACUUGAGCCUCCCGUGCUGCAGUCGCAGCCAGCCUGUGCUUACGACCUUUGGGGCGCCGACGAGAUUUCCCUCUUGAGAGACCUUCUUUUCGUCUUGCAAGGGAUGGAGGGCAGGUUUGUGCGCUUCGACCCGCUGCUACAGACGGCUCGCCUAUGCGCCCCUGUAAAGGCGUCGCGCAGCGUUCUGGGCCUUGUGGCCCGCGUGGGGUCUUUGGGGUGUAUGUACACCCGAGUGAAAGCGGCUGUGGAGGAACCAGGGGGCUCCUUCCUGCUGCCCCGGCCCUUAACUGCUGAGGCUUUUCGCCAGAGCGUCGCAGCAGAGCUGCGCCAGUACUUCAAGCUCAUCGCCAUCCUCGAAGAAGACAUCGCGCGCGCCGAAGCCGCAACAGACCCAUCAGCAGGAGCAGCAGCAGCAGCAGCAGCUCAAGGGGGCCUUCCCACUUUGCGGCGCCUUGCAGUCUGGUUGCAGGGCCCUUACCAGCGCAUGCGGUUUUUGACGGAAGCCGCGAAAGGGCUGAAGGGUGCUGCCCUACUCUCCACCAUUUAUGCUCACUGCUCAUUAGGGGAUUCGGAGUUGCGCACUGUCGCCCUCCAGAUUCUCCACCGAUCUCUUCUGCCGAUGGCCGACGCUAUUGAAAGCUGGACCAAAUAUGGACACCUACGGGAUGAAGAAGGCGAGUUUUUCAUCCGCGAGGCGCCUCAAGACCCACAGAUGUCCAGUUGGCGGUCUCGAUUUGUACUGGUGCGCGAGAACAUUCCAUCUUUUAUCCCGCCGCUUCUCCCUGAGCGGCUCUUGUUGGCUGGCAAGAGUGUCCUCUAUAGCGAGCUGCUGGAGAAGCCACCAAAAGCUGCAGCAAACCUACAGCUGCAGCAGCAGCAACAGCAGCGGGAACUACCUGCCACUUUGCAGGAGCUUCUCUCUCUCGAGGAGCAGCAACAGCUGCUCCAGAGCCCACAACAGCAACAGGAGCAUCAGCAACUGCUACCGCAGCGCCACGAUGAUCAUGGGCUGCUGACUCCUCAAGGCCAGCAGCAGCAGCAGCUGCUGCUUCUGCAGCAGCAGGAUAUGCUGAGGCAGCCGCACGAUCCUGAGUUGCCACUGCUGCAGAAAAUUGAUGAGCGAGUUGCAGCUGCUUCCACGAAGGGCAACCAAAGGCAAGCAGCAACAGCAGCAGCAGCGCUGGAGACACAAGCAGCAGCAGAGCUGUCAAAGGCAGCAGCAGGCGAAACAGAUGCCGCAACGCUGGUGGAGCUGCUGCUGUGGGAGCAUGACCUGCUUAGCUACCUCGAAGCCAUCAGACGGUUUUUGCUGCUGGCGGACGGUGACUUCACUUCGUUGCUGCUCGACGCCGCCGCACAGCAGCAGCAGCAGCAGCAGCACGGCGGCACCAUAUCCCUGCAGCCCCUCAUCCUCUCGGCCAUAGACACAGCAGCAAGGCAGUGCAGCAGCGGAGUCAGCCUGUUUGCUGCUGCACCGGCUCUUGCCUUCGCUCUGACAGCUCGUUUCCCUCACACGUCGUACCUGCAGCAGCAGUGCAGCAGCAGCAGCAGCAGCACCUGCAGCGCGCUAUGGAGAGGCUUGGUGCUGCAUCUGCGCAUUGAGGAGCCGCUCCGCUUCUUUAUAGGAGAUGAACUCCUGCAGCAGUGUCACAAGCUCUUUGCUUUACUCUGGAAAAGCAGCUGCGGCAGCAGCAGCGCGCAGCAGCAGCAGCAGCAGCAGCCGCAGAGCGCGGAGUCGCUUCCGCCUCAUCAGCAGCAGCAGGGCAAAGUCUCGUCUCCCGCGCCACUGCAGCAGCACGGGAAGAGCUGCUGA